GUGGAUAUAUACAACAAAUUCGGGUGGUUUUCUUUGUGGGUUGGUUCCUCGAAGCCAUCACGACGUUUUAUCUGAGCGCGCCCACCCAACUCCCUUACGUAGUGCCCUUGUGUCCUAUUCCCUGUCCCGACGUAGCCCCACCUGUUUAUCCACCGACGAACGUUCCCUGCUCUUGCGGCCAAUGCGCCCCACAACUCUAUUGUAAUCAUCUGGCCGCCCCUAACACGCUUAUUGUCAAUCGCUUCACCGAGAUCAACUACUUCGACAACCCGCAGAGUAAUCCAGAGAAACUUGUUGGAUACGAGAUGGUAAGCGGUCUCUUGAGAUACUACUAUUACAGGCCCGUAGUAUGUUUUGUGAGAGGCAGUGACGAGCUACUGUCGCAAUCAAACGUGUCGGUUAUGGCUCCCUCCGCACCAAACAAUCAUGCCGAUAACAAUAAUCAAGAAAAUGCCAAAAAGGUGAAACUGGAACAGAAUGUAGGAAAACCAUCCCGCGUCAUUCACAUACGAAACAUUCCAAACGAUGUCACAGAGGCCGAAAUCAUCCAUCUAGGGAUUCCCUUCGGUCGGGUUACAAAUGUUCUAGUUUUAAAGGGCAAAAACCAGGCGUUUCUCGAAAUGGGUGACGAAGGUUCUGCCACGUCUAUGGUUAAUUAUUUCGCUAAUUGUAUGGCGCAGUUACGAGGAAGAGCCGUUUACGUACAGUAUUCAAAUCACAAAGAACUGAAGACCGAUCAAACACAUUCGAAUGCAUCUGUUACAUUGCAGAACGCGUCUGCUCAAGCUGCCCUUCAAGCGGCCCAAGCGAUUACUGCCACACCUACCGGAGGGACAACGGGAACGGCUACACCUCCGGUCGCCCUUACGAACGGCCAAGAAAUACAAGGUGGUCCAAAUACGGUUCUACGUGUGAUUAUAGAGCAUAUGAUUUACCCCAUCAGUUUAGAUAUACUACAUGUGAUAUUUCAGCGUUUUGGAAAAGUUCUUAAAAUUGUAACAUUUACAAAAAAUAAUUCAUUCCAAGCUCUCAUACAAUACCCGGACACGCAGUCAGCACAAACCGCAAAACAGUCGUUAGACGGACAAAAUAUAUACAACAGUUGUUGUACACUUCGAAUUGACUACUCAAAAAUGACUUCCUUAAACGUUAAGUACAACAACGACAAGUCGCGAGAUUUUACAAAUCCCACACUACCAUCGGGUGACAACGACAAUCAGUUGGCCACCCUCGGAGGUGGAUUAGGUGCUGGACUCGGUGCUGAUUUAUUGCUGUUGGCCGCACAACCACGACUUACCAGAGAACGGCUAGCAGACUCGCUACUUGCUGGUGCGCCCGGAGUACUAGCAUCGCCUUUCAUUCCGGGACUGACAUCACCGCUAGCCUCACCUUACACCGGCGGUGUUGCUGGUGCUCUUCCCGCUCUCGGCGGCUUCGCUCUAGGUCAGGCUGCUCCCGGAUUAAGAGGGCUGACCAAUCCCGGACUGGCUUUAGCGACCGUUUUGUUAGUUAGCAACCUAAACGAGGAGAUGGUCACGCCUGACGCUCUCUUUACCCUAUUUGGCGUUUAUGGGGACGUGCAGCGCGUGAAAAUCCUGUACAACAAGAAGGAUUCCGCAUUGGUACAACUGGCAGAACCGCAUCAGGCACAUUUAGCAAUCACGCACAUGGAUAAACUGAGGGUUUUCGGUAAAAAUAUUCGCGUUAUGUUGAGUAAGCAUCAAACUGUUCAAUUACCAAAAGAAGGCCAGCCGGACGCCGGAUUAACCAAGGAUUACAGUCAAAGUCCGUUGCACAGGUUUAAGAAGCCAGGCUCCAAGAACUACCAAAACAUCUAUCCGCCAUCCUCAACUUUACAUUUGAGUAAUAUUCCCGCAACGAUCAAUGAGGAUGACAUAAAGGACGCCUUCGCAAAGAACGGUUUCAAUGUAAAAGCGUUCAAGUUUUUCCCAAAAGACAGAAAGAUGGCGCUAAUCCAAUUACCGAGUAUGGACGAGGCGGUAGCGGCCCUAAUUAAGAUGCACAAUUUUCAAUUAUCCGAGUCCAAUCACCUGCGAGUGUCGUUCUCGAAGUCGAGCAUAUAAUGUCGCUUGUACAUUAUCCAGUAUUCAUUCCAGCCACUGUAUUUAAGUUAAAAAGUGCGGUGGCAAACAACACAGUGGUAGCUAGUUUUUAUUAAUAACGCUGCGCUUAUUUAUUACUACAGACUGUUCAGGCAGGAUAAGAAUUUUCGACAAAUCAGUAUAAUUUGUAGUAUUGUUUUCAUUACGAAUACGUUUAUUUUGAUUAAUCAUGUAUUGUUAGUUAUUUAGUAAAUAGUAUUAUUUACAGUCGUUUAAUGAUUGUUCUCAUUUUUUACACGUUCAUUUCCUAAUUAGGCUUAUUAUAAUUCAGUAUUGAAUGGCUUUAAUGUUGAUAAGCGAGUGUUAGACAUAGAAGAAACAUUGAAGUAAAACUCGCCGCGAUGUUAUUUUUUUGUAAGUUUAUAGAAAAAGUAUUUACUACAUGUUAAAUAAUUUAGAUUACGUAAAUGCAACAGAGGACUAUUUCAUAUCAUAAGCAAAAGGACAGUAGUUGAUUUUAUUUUUUGAUGAAAAUUAAAUGUGACCGAUGAUAAUUUUCGAUACGAUAUGAAAUAAUUCUGUUGGCGCUGUUAGAGAUGAUGUCGCGGAUUUUAGUAGUAAUGUAAGUUAGGUUAGUAUUAGCGGUAAAUUAGCCAGUGAUAGUAUAUAGGGUAUUACAGGGUGUAGUUGUACCCUACAAUAUGAAUGUUUCUCAAGGUAGCUAUGAGGAUUGUUCAUAUUAAAGAUGUGGGCCUGCACCUUUCUCAAUUUGAAACUUAACUAUCUCUAAAAUGAAUCUCCAAAUUAUUUUUACAAAGUGCACGCCUGCAUCUCACAUUAUAUAUAUAUGGUAUAUGCGUAUCUCUAUCUAUAUACUAUUAUUAUACACGUUGACAAUCAUUAUUAUCAUACCUAAAAUGCAACAUGUCGGAUGUGCGAUCAAAAUUUCAUCGUUGAUUUCUAUCAAAAAGCUUCACCAACAUAUCGCAUGCAUGCAUUGCCAAAUUUGAAGUCAAUAUCUACGUUAAUAAGUGUACAUCUAUAUGUGUUAUAGAUCUAUUUUUUUAAUCAUUUUCUGCUAAUUUUUAUGUACGCACAAAAUGUCUUUCACACAACAUUUAUGUUCUACCUUGUGAUUGUGUUUUUUUAAAGUAGUAUUAUUUUAUGACUAUUUAGUUUGUAGUUGCUUUCCAAUUUUUUUUUGUAAUUUGCAUUUUUCGUUUUUUGUUGCAUUAAAUUUCAUUUAAAACUUUUUCAA
Molecule: messenger RNA, 3321 nt
Organism: Photinus pyralis (common eastern firefly)
Lineage: Eukaryota; Metazoa; Arthropoda; Insecta; Coleoptera; Lampyridae
Gene: heph
Product: polypyrimidine tract-binding protein 1
Exons: 12
Coding region: 306-2084 (592 amino acids)
Biological process (GO): regulation of RNA splicing; mRNA processing
Cellular component (GO): nucleus
Molecular function (GO): mRNA binding
Source: RefSeq, a predicted model, not a curated record